Molecule: messenger RNA, 903 nt
Organism: Linum trigynum
Lineage: Eukaryota; Viridiplantae; Streptophyta; Magnoliopsida; Malpighiales; Linaceae
Source: the annotation of a GenBank genome assembly
AUGUUGGACGAUUGUAAUAUCUUAGUCAUGAGUUUCCGUAGAAUACGAACUGAGUUGCAGGAUCCUAGAAAUAACGAUCUGCGACUCCGAAUUGUUGGUUCUAAAGAACGGUUUGGUGUACAGUAUGAACUGCGAACUAUGGAUGAGGUGGUUGGUCUAAUUCCAGGUGAUUUUUCAGUUGACAAGGAUGACCAUGAUAUUAUAGUUGAUCAUAGGUCCAAUGGGUUGCAACGUAUUUCAAGUUUACAUCCCAAGUUCGAAGCAUUGCAUUUUCCAUUAUUGUUUCCUUAUGGCGAGGAUGGAUUCCAUUUGAGAAUGAGUUAUCGUACUACUCACCGUUCCACCUCUACAAAGAGGAAGCACGUUACUCAAAGAGAGUACUACUAUAUUCGGUUACAGUUUCGUGUUAGCGAGGGACACACUCUUCUCCGUGGUGGAACGACUUUUCAGCAUUACUAUGUUGAUGCAUUCGCCACGAUCGAGCAGAACAGGCUCACUUUUCUACGGUAUCAUCAAAAGCAACUUAGGACAGAAUUAUAUAAGGGAUUGCAUGAUGCAUUUAGUAAAGGUGAUCUCGAUGCUAAGCAUUUGGGCAGUGUGAUUUUGCCAGCAACCUAUAUUGGAAGUCUUCGAUAUAUGAAGCAACUAUAUUUAGAUGCAAUGGCCAUAUGCCAGUAUUUUGGAAACCCCGAUCUCUUUAUUGCGUUCACUUGCAAUGCACAGUGUCCUGAGAUAACCGAUGCUUUCAGUUCUGUCCUUGGUUCUAAGGGAGACGAAAAGCCACAAAUUAUAGCUCGUGUGUUCAAUAUGAAGCUGAAGAUCCUCAAGGAAUAUAUUCACAAAUCAUGUUGUUUUGGACGCUCGGUGGCUGGUGUGGCGUUAUACUUUAUUAUGCCAUUUUAA